AUGCCGCCGGUCUUCUACAAGAGGGGCUGGGUGGCGGAUGCGCCAUCAGGGGUGCUGCAGAGCGCAUUGGACAGGGCCGGCGCGGCUCCAGGAGAGGCCUCAUUGGGCGAGAUCCAGGACGAUGAGGGUCUGCCCUGCUGGCGUCGUGAUGGUGGCAACUGGGUUCUGGCACUCCAGAACAUCCCCGAUCCUGGCGUCGUGCAGGUCGAUGCCUCCGAAGAGGCUCUGCGCUUGAUUUUGGAUGGCGCUGCCCUGGAAAUGCCCUGGCCACGCCCCGUGACGCGCUGCGAGGUGGACAGCCUGGAGGCAAAGUUCUCCAAGAAGAAGUGCGAGCUGCGCGUCUGCCUUUCCGACGUGGAGCCAAGAGAGGAGUGCUUGCCAGCAGCCGGCCUUCUACCUUUGCAGAGGCCGGCGGAGGCAGUCCCCUCCUCCGCACGCGUUCAGGAGCUACCAGAUCUGUCAGUACCAGCGGUGGAGGUGCCAGACGUGCCGGCCAGGUUUUGGGCCGGGCAGAGGCCAGCGAUGCCCGCCAGAGCAGCCCAGCGCGUGGUUUCAGGCUACGCGACGGACCCUGACAUGGCUGAUCUGAACGUGCUGAUCCUACACUCUGCCGCCUCCAACGGAGAUGUUGCACGAGUCCGCGCGCUGCUGGAGGCUCGUGUCGACCCAGACAGCUGCGACGAGCGGGGCGCUUCGCCAUUGGAAAAGGCCUGCCUGGCCGGCCACCUGGGCAUGGCAGAUCUUCUUCUCUUGCACGGCGCUCGUGCUGAGGGCCUGCCUGGAGCACAGACCACGCCGCUUCACCGCGCGCUGUCCAUGGGUGAGAGGCCCGGCCUUGAGAAGUUGGUGGAGCUCCUGCUGGACCAUCGGGCCAAUCCGAAGAUCAAAGACGCGGCCGGGCGAUCGGCCGCAGACAUGGCGCGUGAGCUACGCUGGCCAAGGUCGCUGCUGCCAACUUGA
Messenger RNA from Symbiodinium natans, 960 nucleotides. NCBI's taxonomy places the organism in Eukaryota, Dinophyceae, Suessiales, Symbiodiniaceae. The record is from the annotation of a GenBank genome assembly.